Messenger RNA from Drosophila eugracilis, 4862 nucleotides. RefSeq names its product synaptojanin-1 (gene Synj). Gene Ontology annotation, biological process: synaptic vesicle endocytosis; phosphatidylinositol dephosphorylation. Gene Ontology annotation, molecular function: nucleic acid binding; phosphatidylinositol-4,5-bisphosphate 5-phosphatase activity. The transcript has 4 exons. The record is from RefSeq and is a predicted model, not a curated record. Lineage: Eukaryota; Metazoa; Arthropoda; Insecta; Diptera; Drosophilidae. The coding region runs from base 411 to 4055 and encodes 1214 amino acids.
GAAAAUAAAACAAAUUAAAAGUGGCAAUGGUGUUGUGAACUACAGUGAUUUCUGUAAAUAGUGUUCUUAAGGUGCUACGAAUUUUGGAUGUCGGAAAAAGCAAUCCAUUUCCGUUGCAAACUGCAUGUGAAAAAUCUAUAGAAUGCGCAGAAAAUGUUUAUCAGUCAAGCACACACACUCAUAAGUAGAGAGAGUGAAAGCGAGAGAGCACAGCUGUCGCCGGUGCAUGUGUGAAUGCUGCAUGUGUGUGCGUGAACUUGAGUGCGAGGCGGAAAAUAUUGGAAAAAUUCCUACGCUUUUCGAUGUCUUAGCCUAGUGCUAUCGCCCAAAAAAAAACCAUAACCAAAAACUAAAGGAUUAAAAAACAUCAUUCGAAAAACUAAAAAAGCCAGAAGAGAGAUUCCAGCAAGAUGGCCAUGUCCAAGGUGAUCCGAGUGCUGGAGAAGUCCAUUGCCCCUUCGCCGCACAGCGUUCUUUUGGAGCACCGGCACAAGAGCGACAGCAUCCUAUUUGAGUCCCAUGCUGUGGCCCUGCUCACCCAACAGGAAACGGAUGUUAUCCGGAAGCAGUACACCAAGGUGUGCGACGCCUACGGUUGCCUGGGUGCCCUUCAGCUGAAUGCCGGCGAGAGCACCGUACUGUUUCUGGUGCUGGUCACCGGCUGUGUGUCUAUGGGCAAAAUCGGCGACAUCGAGAUCUUCCGGAUCACGCAGACUACCUUUGUCUCCCUGCAGAAUGCAGCGCCUAAUGAGGAUAAGAUCAGCGAGGUGCGCAAGCUGCUCAACUCGGGAACCUUCUACUUUUCCCAUACCAAUGCUAGUGCCUCGGCAUCCGGAGCCUCGUCACAUCGGUUCGAUAUCACACUCUGCGCCCAGCGACGCCAGCAAACAGAGGAGACGGACAACAGGUUCUUCUGGAACCGCAUGAUGCACAUCCACCUGAUGCGUUUCGGCAUUGAUUGCCAGUCCUGGCUGUUGCAGGCCAUGUGCGGCUCGGUGGAGGUGCGUACUGUCUACAUUGGUGCGAAGCAGGCCCGUGCUGCCAUCAUCUCCCGGUUGAGCUGUGAGAGGGCAGGCACACGGUUCAAUGUGCGCGGCACCAACGACGAGGGAUAUGUCGCCAACUUCGUGGAGACGGAGCAGGUGAUCUACGUAGAUGGCGAGGUGACAAGUUAUGUCCAAACUCGCGGAUCAGUGCCGCUCUUCUGGGAACAACCUGGCGUCCAGGUUGGCUCGCACAAGGUGAAGCUAUCGCGGGGAUUUGAGACAUCGGCAGCUGCCUUUGAUCGCCACAUGAGCAUGAUGCGUCAAAGGUACGGCUACCAAACGGUGGUUAAUUUGUUGGGCAGUUCUAUGGUCGGCAGCAAGGAAGGCGAGGCUAUGCUAAGCAACGAAUUCCAACGCCAUCACGGUAUGUCGGCCCACAAAGAUGUGCCGCAUGUUGUGUUUGACUACCAUCAGGAAUGUCGCGGUGGCAAUUUCUCGGCGCUGGCCAAGCUCAAGGAGAGGAUCGUGGCCUGUGGGGCCAACUACGGCGUCUUCCAUGCUUCCAAUGGUCAGGUGUUGCGGGAGCAGUUUGGAGUAGUGCGCACGAAUUGCCUGGAUUGUCUAGACAGGACGAAUUGUGUUCAGACCUAUCUCGGCUUGGACACACUCGGUCUCCAGCUGGAGGCUCUGAAGAUGGGCGGAAAGCAGCAGAAUAUCUCGCGGUUCGAGGAGAUUUUCCGCCAGAUGUGGAUCAACAAUGGAAAUGAGGUUAGCAAGAUCUACGCCGGCACCGGGGCGAUCCAAGGUGGAUCCAAGUUGAUGGACGGAGCACGGUCUGCAGCAAGGACAAUUCAGAACAAUCUACUAGACAAUUCCAAGCAGGAAGCCAUUGAUGUGCUGCUUGUGGGUUCCACUUUGAGCUCCGAACUGGCGGAUCGGGCUCGCAUUCUGCUGCCCUCCAACAUGUUGCAUGCCCCCACAACCGUCUUGAGGGAGCUGUGCAAGCGCUACACAGAGUAUGUUCGUCCUCGUAUGGCCAGAGUUGCUGUGGGCACUUACAAUGUCAACGGCGGCAAACACUUCCGCAGUAUUGUGUUCAAGGACUCGUUGGCUGACUGGCUGCUCGAUUGCCACGCUCUGGCACGCUCCAAAGCUCUUGUCGAUGUUAACAAUCCGUCGGAGAACGUCGAUCAUCCAGUAGAUAUUUACGCCAUCGGCUUCGAAGAGAUAGUGGAUCUAAAUGCAUCCAAUAUAAUGGCGGCCAGCACAGAUAAUGCCAAGUUGUGGGCGGAAGAACUGCAGAAGACGAUCUCGCGGGACAAUGACUACGUACUGCUGACUUACCAGCAACUUGUGGGCGUUUGCCUGUACAUAUACAUCAGACCGGAGCAUGCACCGCACAUCCGGGAUGUUGCUAUCGACUGCGUGAAGACGGGAUUGGGUGGUGCCACUGGAAACAAGGGUGCCUGUGCUAUUCGAUUUGUGCUCCAUGGCACUUCCAUGUGCUUCGUGUGUGCCCACUUUGCCGCUGGUCAGUCCCAGGUGGCGGAAAGGAAUGCUGACUAUGCGGAGAUCACUCGAAAGGUAGCUUUUCCAAUGGGCCGGACCCUGAAAUCUCACGAUUGGGUAUUUUGGUGCGGAGACUUCAACUACCGCAUCGACAUGGAAAAAGACGAGUUAAAGGAGUGCGUCCGUAAUGGAGAUCUUCCAACCGUCCUUGAGUUUGACCAGUUGCGCAAGGAACAGGAGGCUGGCAAUGUUUUUGGCGAGUUCCUCGAAGGAGAGAUCGGCUUCGAUCCUACGUACAAGUAUGAUUUGUUCAGUGAUGACUAUGAUACAUCCGAGAAACAGCGUGCGCCCGCCUGGACAGAUCGCGUGCUCUGGCGGCGGAGGAAGGCACUAGCCGAGGGUGAUUUCGCCGCUUCAGCAUGGAAUCCCGGAAAGUUAAUUCACUACGGGCGAUCAGAGCUAAAGCAGAGCGAUCAUCGACCCGUUAUAGCCAUCAUCGAUGCUGAGAUCAUGGAGAUUGAUCAGCUGCGUAGACGCUCUGUCUUCGAGCAGGUUAUUAGGGAUUUGGGUCCACCAGACGCCACUAUUGUGGUGCAUGUGCUGGAGUCUUCGGCGACGGAUGAGGAUGGGCCCACCAUCUACGACGAGAACGUUAUGUCAGCCUUAAUUGCUGAGCUGUCCAAGAUGGGAGAGGUGACUCUGGUGCGUUAUGUAGAAGACACUAUGUGGGUCACUUUUCGCGAUGGAGAAUCUGCUUUGAAUGCGGCAUCUAAGAAAAGCAUUCAAGUCUGUGGAUUGGAUCUUAUUCUGGAGCUUAAAUCAAGUGACUGGCAGCAUCUGGUCGACAGCGAGAUCGAACUUUGCACCACCAAUACCAUACCGCUUUGUGUUAACCCUGCGGAACAUGCUCAGCUUCUGCAGGCUAUCACGCCGGAAGUGCCGCAACGGCCGAAGCAACCACCUUCACGUCCCCCAGCCCGCCCCCCAAUGCCUAUGUCGCCAAAGAAUUCGCCACGCCACCUACCCCACGUCGGGGUCAUCAGCAUUGUCCCAAAAUCAGCGAAGCCACCGAUGCCGCCUCCACCACGAACUCAACCUCUUAUUCCCUCACCGCUUCAGCCGCAACCGGCACCACCAGCAAUGGACACCACGCCAUCAUCAAAAUCUCAAUCGCCCACGGAACACGUUUCUGCUAGUUCGUCGACCUCAUCCUCUGGGAAGGCCUCUCCCACGGCUCCGGCCGUGCUCUCUGGUCCGCCGACCCCGCCACGCCAAAUGCAGAGCAAACAGGCCACACCAGUAUCGACGCCCACGCGACAAUUACCGUCACCGAAGGAUCAAAUUCCACCCGAUACCGCCUACGAAACCGCCAGCAACAUUUACGAGGAGAUUCAGGAGGAUGUGCCUGCACCACGCCAUCCACCGCCGGCUGGACCGCCGCCAGUGAUAGGAGCACCGAUGGGACCGCCACCACCGCUGCCGAAUCGAAGGGGUCCACCACCCAUUCCAAAUAGGAGCGGCAACGCCCCUCCGCUGCCCACUCGACCCGCCAACAACUGAGCAUCAGGCUACGCACACGGGCUCGCUGUCCUGCACUCUGAUUGCAUUCCGAAUCGCUGUAUUUAAUGUUAUAUAUAUUCUCAAAAAUAUUGGGCCACCCAUGGAGAAGGAGAACUCCUCCUGGCAAUAUCUGCACUUCGCAUGGAAUCUAUGUUACUAGUGUAUUACCUGUUUGUUUGUCUCGAUAGGUUCUAGCCGAAAUCAAACUAAAUUUAACUAAUUAGUUCUACAUAGCUAAAGCCCAAAACGAGACCCCGUUCUGUUAAACUUUUUGUACUUGUUUACCGCUGGCCAAACGUACUCAACCCAUUUUCUCCGGAUUUGCCGAGGACGAACAAAUAAUAAUGAAUUAUAUAAGCGACAAAGUAUUACAAUUACUCUGCAUAAAUGUAAUGUUUAAAUGAAUUAUAGCCGUACUAGUCAAAUUAUGAAAUAAUAGUGUAAACACUGGAGCAGCAAUUCGAACUCUGUAACAGAUUCCAAUAUGAAAGAUAUACAUACAUACACACACAUAUAUAGUAUAUAUUCAUUGUUAUUGAAACCACUAUUGAAAAAAACUACCCAUUAUUCCGUAUUAUUGUUAAACUAUCGUUGUAAUCGGUCAAUUUGAGGCUACAUUCGAAUUUGUGUUUCAGUUGACUUAACAAAAGUAUAUCAAUGAAAUUGAGAAAUUGCAGUUGCUCUGUUCAAACGUUGAAGUUACACCUAAGAUUAAAUUAACCUCCCCCAAUCGAAUGAAAACCCAAUUAGCAUACAACACAAUAAACAAGUUGGACCGCUGUAGCCGCUACACCAACUGCAUACUCG